GGUUGGCAAGGAGAAGCAGGAAACAGAAUCUGAGCAAACCUAGAAGAUUAUCCUCUUGGAAGGAAGUUGGAAGACAAGUGGAGUAAGAUGUUUCCCUCAUUUCCUACCAUGACUGUACUUGUCCCACUGUUGUCUUUAGUUGGCCUCUUCUAUUCAGCCAGUGUAGAUGAAAACUUCCCCCAGGGCUGCACAAGUACAACAAGCAUAUGUUUCUACAGCCUGCUGCUUCCAGUUACAAUACCAGUUUAUGUAUUUUUCCACCUUUGGACCUGGAUGGGCCUUAAACUUUUUCGCCACAACUAGAUUGUGCUUAACUCUUUAAGAAGCCUCUUAAAAUAAAGAAUGGUGUGAAGUUUUUUGAAAACCGGUUUCUUAAUAUUCUGACCCUUAUAGUACACCUGAAAUGAAACGGAGGCUAACUGUCUUCAAAUGCAAGUACAUCCAAGCAAAUUGAAAAGUCCCUUGCUCAUUAGGGCAUGCCUACAUACCGAAGUAGCAUCAAAGCACACAGGAAUAUCAAACAAGAAAUCAAAUAUGAAAAUCAAGAAAGCAAUAUGAAGGGAUACAAGGCAAAUCUUCUUUCAAUGAAGGAUCUUAGGCAUGCAACAAGGCAGUCUGGAUGUGUCUGCUUGUGUAGGAAAUGUCAUUUUUCUAGUCUUUGGUGGAAAAAAAAUUCUGCAGAAUUAUUCCAAAAGACAGUUUCAUUACCUGAUGAUUACAGGCAAUUAUUUAUAUAGACUGAGUGCAAAAUAGUGUUUUGUCAAAUCCAUAGAUGAAAAGCUCUGAAUGAAUUAGUAUUUGAAUGUUAGUACAUUCAAAUACAUUUCAGCUCGGAAUGUGUAAGAUGGUCACAGGUAAACUAUAUGUAAUAGUGUUCUUGGCUUACUGACAAUGUAAUGUUAGACUUGAUUUCUCUUUGAUGAAGCUACACUAUUGUUCUGCACAGACCCAGGAUUUUGAACUCAGAUCCACAAAUACAAUUGUGUUGUGUCAUGAAAGUUGACACUAAAUGAAAAAUAAAAAAAAUUGAAUAGGAAAUGGUUUCUAAUAAAGCAUCUGCAGCGCCUA
Messenger RNA from Notechis scutatus (mainland tiger snake), 1068 nucleotides. It is a transcript of the gene PIGY, whose product is annotated as phosphatidylinositol glycan anchor biosynthesis class Y. The record is from RefSeq and is a predicted model, not a curated record. Gene Ontology annotation, cellular component: glycosylphosphatidylinositol-N-acetylglucosaminyltransferase (GPI-GnT) complex. Gene Ontology annotation, biological process: GPI anchor biosynthetic process. Lineage: Eukaryota; Metazoa; Chordata; Lepidosauria; Squamata; Elapidae.